Molecule: messenger RNA, 1236 nt
Organism: Oppiella nova
Lineage: Eukaryota; Metazoa; Arthropoda; Arachnida; Sarcoptiformes; Oppiidae
Source: the annotation of a GenBank genome assembly
AUUGAAUCACAAAAUAUGGGUAAAGAUCAAAAGGACCUUAAAAGGACUACUCCACAAUUAAUAGAGUCACGAAAUUUUGAGACACAAACUCAUUACAUAACAACCAGUGAUGGAUAUAUUCUGACAGUAUAUCGCAUCAUAAAUCCAUAUUUAAGGCACAAAUCAAGUGAUUUGAAGCCAAUCCUAUUGCAACACGGAUUCACUGCCAAUUCAGACGAGUUUCUAGUGUCAAGAAUUGGAUCCAUUGAUGCGAAUGGAAAAUACAGUGAAGACAAUAGGGUUACGGAUUGUAAUCGUCUUGCAAGAGUGGGCAAAACACUUGGGUUUGUAUUGUCCGCCUGUGGUUACGACAGGAAACAAGUACUCAACAAAUCACACGACACUCGACCCCAAAGAGGAUCACCACUUCUAAGAGUGGGCAAAACACUUGGGUUUGUAUUGUCCGCCUGUGGUUACGACGUGUGGCUGUCAAACAUCAGAGGAAACAAGUACUCAACAAAUCACACGACACUCGACCCCAAAGAGGAUCACCACUUCUGGAGGUUCACGAUCGACGAGUUGAGCCAAAUAGACCUCCCGGUGAUCAUCGACUAUAUACGCAAACAGACAGACAAACCGAAGAUUGGUUACAUCGGCUACUCCAUGGGAACGACACUCAUGUUUGCAUUACUGUCAUCACAACCAGAAUAUUCCGGAGUAAUUGAUCCGUUCAUAGCGUUAGCGCCUGUCGUUUAUUUGUCACGUCUUCCCAAAUAUUUAAAGCAAUUUACAAUACUUGAGCCGUUUUUGAGGGCAUUUCCGAUGCCUUUAAUACGAUUCGGAUAUUUACGCAAAUUGACGACAGAAAUACUGAGCGGACAGGAGCUGACUGACCACAUGGCAUACAUGAACGCCAUGGCCGCACACCUCAUCGACGAGUCGUCGACACUCGUGUUGUCACACUAUCUGCAGAUGAUCUCAAACGACAACUUCGGGCGAUACGACUACGGCUUGUCUCAGAACCUCUAUCUCUACGGCUCCCCGAAGUCACCCGACUAUCCCUUGGCUAACAUUACUUCCCACAGAAUCGCGUUCAUAGAGUCACCCGAAAAUGACAUCUUCAGCGGUCACGAGGAUCUGCAAAGACUUAAAAGUGAGCUCAAAGUGGAUCUACUCAUGGAUUAUCGCAUUCCUGACAAUAAGUGGACUCAUGUGGACUACCUGUUCCACAAUAGGGCUGAUAAAUAUGUGACCAAG